This is a messenger RNA of Olea europaea var. sylvestris, 1701 nucleotides long. RefSeq names its product UDP-glycosyltransferase 87A1-like. Lineage: Eukaryota; Viridiplantae; Streptophyta; Magnoliopsida; Lamiales; Oleaceae. The record is from RefSeq and is a predicted model, not a curated record. Gene Ontology annotation, molecular function: UDP-glycosyltransferase activity. The transcript is spliced from 2 exons. The coding region runs from base 126 to 1505 and encodes 459 amino acids.
CAUAACAUUAUUCAAUAGUCAAACAUGACAUAGGACAUGUCGAGAAAUUUUUUCUCCAACUCAAAUUUGCCUUGCUACAUAUUAUUUCUUCACCAGUCUUCAGUUUUUUCCGAUUUUUAGUUGAAAUGCAGCCAAUACCUUCCUGCAACGUGGUGGCGAUGCCUUAUCCCGGCCGUGGCCAUAUCAACCCGAUGAUGAACCUCUGCAAACUGGUGGCCGGAAAUAGCAGUAGUAUUUUAAUAACCGUCGUACUGACCGAGGAAUGGCUCGGCUUAAUUGGCUCCGAAACCAAGCCGGAUAACAUUCGCUUUGCCACUAUUCCAAACGUCAUACCGUCGGAGCAUGGCCGAGGAGUCGAUCCACGUGGCUUUGCCAUGGCUGUGUGGAGUAAAAUGGAAGAGCCUUUCGAACGGCUCUUGUCCGAGCUUCAGCUUUCUCCGACUCUUGUUAUCGCCGACGUUUUCGUUCCUUGGGCGGCUGAUGUAGCUUGUAGAAGGAAUAUUCCGGUGGCUUCAUUCUGGCCGAUGUCCGCGUUGAUAUUUUCGGUUUUUUACCAUUUUGACCUUCUCGUUCAGCACGGCCACCACCCGGCCAAUUCAGUGAAUGGAGACGAAAUUGUCGACUACAUUCCAGGGCUCUCUCCUAUUCGUGUAUUGGAUCUUCCCACAAUUGUGAGAAGUCGAGAAGACUCCGAACGAUUCUUGAAAGCCACUUCGCAGGCAUUUCAUAAAUCCCGAUAUCUUCUAUUGAAUUCUGUUUACGAGCUUGAAGCUGAAGUCAUUGAUACUCUAAAGGCUAAUGCUCCGUAUCCAAUCUAUACGAUUGGCCCUGCAACAACAUAUCUCAAAGUUAAAGACAUAUACUCCACCACGAGCAACGCCAUUAAUGCUGACAUUAACUACUUGAAGUGGUUGAACAUUCAACCUCCAAACUCGGUCUUGUUUAUUUCUUUAGGUAGCUUCCUUUCUGUUUCGAACUCCCAAAUGGAUGAAAUUGUAGCCGGAUUGUGCAUAAGUGGAGCCAGUUUCUUGUUGGUGGUGCACGGUGAAACACCUAAGUUAGAAGAGAGUUGUGGAGGAAAAGGUUUGGUGGUGCCUUGGUGUGAUCAAUUGAGUGUACUCUGUCAUCCAUCUGUUGGGGGUUUCUUGUCACACUGCGGGUGGAAUUCUACAAAUGAAGCUAUUCUAGCAGGCGUUCCUUUGCUUACGUUCCCUAUUUUGAUGGAUCAAGUUCCAAAUGCUAAGAUGAUUGUCGAAGAUUGGAAAAUUGGAUGGAGGGUGAAGAGAGAAUUCGAGGAAGAAAACUUGGCAAAACGAGAUGAAAUUGCACUUCUUGUGCAGAGGUUUAUGAACUUAGAGAGUCGAGAGAGGAAACAACUUACAGAAAAGGCUAAAAAUAUUCAACAAGUUUGUGAUAGAGAAUUUGCAGAUGGUGGAUCAUUCCGAGAGAACCUUGACGCCUUUACUAACUCAAUUCUACAAUACCAUAAUGAAAAUCAUUGCUAACUUUCACUGGUGAAGAAUGAAGUUUUCAGACUUGAUACUCAAAUUACACGUGCAUUGUAUUUUGCAGAUUUCUAUACAAUAAUUUGAAAUGUGUAGCUGAAUACCCAUUGAAGCUUUGUUAUUAAUCUAUGUUUAAUAAUUCAAGAAUUUGUUGAUGUUUCAAUCGGAUAUGUUCAUUAGCAAAGAGUUAAUUAGA